GCCGCCAGCCGCGGGGGGCGUGGGAUGGGGGAGGCGGCGGAGGGGAGCGCCCGCUGCCACUAGAGCCAACCGCGCACUUCCAAAGGGUGUCGCGGCUGCGCUCCCCUCCCGCGCCCCGGGAACUUCAAAGCGGCCCGCGCCGCCCGGUCGCCCCGCUGCGCUCUGGGGCCCCGCAGCCCGGUCCGGGCCGCCUGGUGGCCAUGACCCCAGCGCGCGGCUCCGCACUGAGCCUGGCCCUCUUGCUGGUGGCCCUGGCCGCCGAGCUCGCGGCAGGACUGAAGUGUGUGUGUCUUUUGUGUGACUCUUCAAACUUUACCUGCCAAACGGAAGGAGCAUGUUGGGCCUCUGUCAUGUUAACCAAUGGGAAAGAGAAGGUGAUCAAGUCCUGCGUGUCGCUCCCAGAGUUAAAUGCUCAAGUCUUCUGCCACAGUUCCAACAAUGUGACCAAGACAGAAUGCUGCUUCACGGACUUCUGCAACAAUAUCACACUUCACCUUCCGACAGUAUCGCCAAAUGCUCCCAGACUUGGCCCCACGGAGCUGACCAUUGUCAUUACUGUGCCUGUUUGCCUCCUGUCCAUAGCUGCCAUGCUGACAAUAUGGGCAUGCCAGGACCGCCAGUGCACAUACAGAAAGACCAAGAGACACAACGUUGAGGAGCCUCUGGCAGAGUACAGCCUGGUAAACCCGGGAAAAACACUCAAAGACCUGAUUUAUGAUGCCACCGCCUCAGGUUCAGGCUCUGGUCUGCCUCUGUUGGUUCAAAGAACAAUUGCGAGGACUAUCGUCCUUCAAGAAAUCGUAGGAAAAGGCCGAUUCGGGGAAGUGUGGCACGGAAGAUGGUGUGGGGAAGACGUGGCCGUGAAAAUAUUCUCCUCCAGAGACGAAAGAUCUUGGUUUCGCGAGGCAGAAAUUUAUCAGACGGUGAUGUUGAGACACGAGAACAUCCUUGGCUUCAUUGCCGCUGACAACAAAGAUAAUGGAACUUGGACUCAACUUUGGCUUGUAUCAGAGUAUCACGAACAGGGCUCCUUAUAUGACUAUUUGAAUAGAAACAUAGUGACCGUGGCUGGAAUGAUCAAGCUGGCCCUUUCGAUAGCCAGCGGUCUGGCUCACCUACAUAUGGAGAUCGUUGGUACCCAAGGUAAGCCUGCUAUUGCUCACCGAGAUAUAAAGUCGAAGAAUAUCUUGGUGAAAAAAUGUGACACUUGUGCCAUCGCUGACUUAGGGCUGGCUGUGAAGCAUGACUCCAUCAUGAACACUAUAGACAUACCGCAGAAUCCCAAAGUGGGAACGAAGAGGUAUAUGGCUCCUGAAAUGCUUGAUGAUACAAUGAACGUGAGCAUCUUUGAGUCCUUCAAGCGAGCUGACAUCUAUUCUGUGGGGCUGGUUUACUGGGAAAUAGCUCGAAGGUGUUCGAUUGGAGGAAUGGUGGAGGAGUACCAGUUGCCUUAUUAUGACAUGGUGCCUUCGGAUCCUUCGAUAGAAGACAUGAGGAAGGUUGUCUGUGACCAGAAGUUCCGACCAAAUAUCCCAAACCAGUGGCAAAGCUGUGAAGCGCUCCGGGUCAUGGGGAGAAUCAUGCGGGAGUGCUGGUACGCCAACGGGGCGGCCCGCCUGACAGCCCUGCGCGUGAAGAAGACCAUUUCUCAGCUGUGUGUGAAGGAAGACUGCAAAGCUUGACAGCACAUCCAGGCAAAAGGACACUGGUCGCAGCUUCCGCUUGUGUCUCAGGCUUUGUGUGAACGUUCUUGCUUCUUUUUGCCAUGUUGUGUUUCAGUUCUACCUCAUGACGACUCACGACAGUGUUUAAGUGUCCCAAAGGCGGCAUCAAAAGACAACUCUAAAGUUAAGCGUGGGCAGGUCUCGACUUUUCCAAUCUUCAUGUUGCCAUUUGUUUUAUUUUUUAAAGGUGACACACUCAUUUUGUUUUAUUUAAGGAGGAAGAUGUUAUGAGUAUAAAAUAAGCUACAGAAAAUAGUCAAAAUAAAACAACUUUUGUUUUACUUGAACCAAGAGCACACACAAAUGAGAUGAAAACAUAUUAAAAAAUGUAAACGAGGGCACAUUAUAGUGAAAUAGAACUUUAGAAAUGAUCUGGACCCUUGAAAAGUUACUAUUGCUCAGAAUUUUGGUAUCUAAAGCCUGAACGGUGGAGGCCAUCAGCAGGAUAUGAGAGCAAGGUCAUGCUCUCCGUACUCGCUCUCUCUUUCCCUGCUUGCCACUCACGUCUUCACCUCUACAACAGCCCCUAAGGAGUUAGAAAGCCACCCGAGCCAUUGCUUCUGAUAUCUAAAGGAAGUCUCCAAUGUCUUGAACACUGUGAAAUGUUUCAGAGUCACAGAGCUCAUGCCAGAGAUGACAGCAAACCCUGUGAGAAUGAACACUGUGAAGUCAGCUGACCUGCUAUGUUCUCUUUGAUUUCCCAUAGUUCUUUUCUUCCUAAGAGGGGACAUCUUCAGUGAUGAUAGUCUUAAUUUAGUCAUGUAGAGAGCGUACUGAGUGUUUUAUAAGAACAUAAUGGAUUUGCUAGAUCCUCAGAACCAAUCUACUAGCAUUUCCUCAUAAAAUGUCAUCAUUAUCCUAUUCAUUAAUGAGAUAAUGUUUUCUGAACAUUGCCAAAGAUUGACCAAUUAUAAACAUACAUAGUCUAGAGAUGCAUGUCUUAAGAUGCAGUUAAUUUAAGGGUGCAUAUUUAGGAAGAAAAAUGACAGAAAGGUAAACCAGGAAAGAUUAAUUAAGAGAAUUAAGAGAAUUCUUUCAGAAGAAUUUAACCACUGACCAGAACAGAGAGGACUGCACUGGCUAUGAGAAGACAUUCCUGGCCUUUUAAGAGGAACCCUGUGUGGAGAGUUUUGCAGGCUCUGCCCCAGCCUCCUUUUUUGAGGUCGGAAAUAUUUAACGGAACACCGGAUAUUUCAUUCAAAUGUGCUGUUUUGCUUUAGUGGAGGGGAUUUAGCACGAUGCCUUUCGGUGUUCCCAAAGCCCAUUCCUCAGAACAGGCUUCUGCCUCGAUGUUCUCAGAACUUAAGUGUUCUCUGACAGCAUCGUCAGGAGCCAGACAGUUCUUUGACGCUUCUGGCAAUAAACACACCUGACCUGGAUGUCUCCAAGGACAAACGUUUGACCAAGUACAGUGCAAUCCUUUUAUUAGAGGUAGGGCAAAGUUUUUACUAUCCAGCGUUUAGAUGUUCUACAAAGUGUAACACAGAGAGUAACGUUCCAAAGGAUACACCUAAGUUUUCCACAAAAAUCCAACUUGGUGUGUACAUUUUGGUGUGCCAAUAUGCUACCGGAUCCAGCUCAUUUGAUUUAAGUUGAGAUAAGAGACACAAAUGCCUUGAUGACUAUAGGGCUUGCCUGUAUUUCCAUUUCCAGUGAUACAUUCAUCCAUUUAUAGGCACAGAGCACCCCGUAACUCACUUGCCACAAUAUUGGGUACAAGAGGGAAUAAAAAGAUAGAUAGGUCCUGCCCUCAGGGAUUUUAAAGUCUAAUUUGGGAGUGGGAAAAGGCAUAAGAGUAUGAGGGGAGAAAGUAAAUUGACAGAUAAAAUAUGCAGUGGGAUGUCUUGAGUUCUGCGUGACAAUGCUUUAGAGACUAGGUCUGAAAAAUCACUUCCAAUUUGCAACACAUUUAGAAAAGAUCUUUAUUUAGAUAUUACAGUCUAAUUAUAUUAUCAGUAUCGAAAAGGUGUGCCUGUGUGAAUGGGUAUUGAAAAGAACUGUGUGAAAGGGGUGAUCUGGCUUGUGCUUAUUCCCUUAUUGCACACAGUUUCUUCAUGAAGGAAAUGAAAUUACUUAGGCGAUUGUAUUCAAAUCUUCAAUAUAAACCUAAUAUAUUCUGUUCUGUUUACCACUGUUCUGUGAAUAUAUUUACUAGGUUUUUAAAGAGAGGGUGUUUUUAGCAUCUUCUUUGUCUUUAGGUUUUAUAAUUUAUUUGAGAGUAUACAAAUGUAACUUAUAUUUUAUUGAUUCAGAUUUCACUGUGGAGAAAUCCACAAAUUAGUAUGUUUUGAGACAUUUUGCUUGUUCUUCUGCUGUUGAAUUGUGAUGAUCUUGAAGGACAGAGAAACAAAAGUGUAAGGGAAAACAGUAGAAGUUACAGUUUUUCCUUACCUCUCAACACACAAUUAUACAUAGACACUGCUCACUUAUUAAAAAGUAGAGGAACAUUUAAAGAAUAAGUCAGAUUUACUGUACAUACCUAUGUGGUUCAAUUUUAGACUACGUGUUUUUAAUGGAAUGUCAUGUGAUACUUGUUUCUUUUAAAAAUUGUUAUGAGUAAAAAUACCUUCUUAGGCUAGGUGCACAGUGACAUCAUUGUUUUGCUCCUUAUGGAUAUUUUGGCUCUGGGUAUAGCAUAGAACUUAGAAAUGCUGUUAUGAAUUUUAGUACUGUGUGCAGAAAUGAUGGGGUUUCUACACAGCAUCCCUUCUUGAAAUAUGAGAAGCAUUAUUUGUUGUCAACAUUUGAGCAUGAAUUUGUUGCCUUAUAAGUCGUGCGUUUAAGUUUGUAAUCAGUACCAAUUCUGUUGUAUGCAUUCUUACAUGUCUAAAAUAUUUGGCAUGUCACAUCUAGAAUUCCUAAUUUAUGUUCUGCCUUGAGAGUUAAGUGAAACAUGACUGUCGUACUCUAUUUUAAGCAUAGCACUUGCUUUUCAUCUUUAUACUUUCAAUUAACUUUGCAUUUUAAAUUUCCAUAAUUGUAUGAAGAUAGUAACCUGAUUGCAAUGUCUGAAGAAUUUAAAAUCCGCUUUUAUUUUAAAAUGAAAUAUCGACAAUACAUUCAUUAGAUCGUAAGUUCCACAAUAUCUUAUCAUUUUGAAUGCUUCAACUAUUGCAGAAUGAUUAAACAAAAGAGAAGUCUACUGUCCUGGAAUUUUGCCACCAUGUGACUUAUUGGGGCAGAGCAAACUCAGGGCAAUCUGGGAGUCUAAGCAAAAGACCCAGGGGACCACUUAAUGCAUUUCCUGAAGGCAGGAAGCAGGCAUCUGCCGUCACACAGGGAUCAAGAGAACAACUUAAAAAUUACUCGAGAGAGAAUAGUUUUUGAUUGAUUAAAAGUAAACAUGAAAUUUUAUAAAUUCAUUUAAAACGUGGAAACUUUGAUUUCCUAUCAAGCAGCUAAGGAACAAGAGUAAAUGUAUCAAAAUUGGUAGCUGAGGCAUUCAAUAGUCAUUUCCUUUAUAUGACUUUAAAACCAACAUUUACCAGCUACUUAGAAAUGUUGAUGUUUAAUGUCCUUCAAUGAUGUCAUUGUAGUUUUUGAAGCUAUUCUCUUUUUAUUUGUGAAAAUCACUUGGAUUUUGUUCACUAUGAGAAGACGGUCAUAGUUUUAAGGGCUUUUAGUUUUUUUCAGAAUUUUUUUUAAAAAACAAAACCAAAAAAAAAAUCUAGAAUGUAAAACAUUCUCUAAAAAUCUAAAAUUAAUCAGAAUUUCUACACUGUACACAAUUUUUCCCCCAAAUAAUUCUAAUGAAAACUUUGAGGUGCUUGGCUUUCUUUUUGCCCUCUAACUUUUUUGUUUCCUUAUUUUCAUCUACUUUUAAGCUUAAAGUUCUUUCACCAUCUUCCAAAAUUAUAGCUACUUCUUAAUUAUUUUUAAGCAUAGCUAUUAUUUAACUUAACCAUCACAGAAUUUCAGAUUUAUGAUGGAAAAAAAAUCUCUUAGUGAUCUAAAGUAUUUCGUAUGUGCCACAGUGCAAAGUGAAAAUGAGAAUUGUAAAAGCUAAAGCGACUCUGACCCUUGUAACUUGAUUCCAAUAUGUUGUAGAUGAAGAAGAUCAGACAUAGGAUGGCUGCUGAUUGUCAUAAAACGCAACGGUGACGCCUACUUCUGCAGCCUCGCCAACUUUUACAAAUUAAAAAGCUAAUCAGCAUGCAUCUUAGCCUGCUGGGUAGUUUAUUGCCGUAACAUAUCAUCAGUGCUGAUGGUCAAAUGCUACUUCUUUUCGUAUUUCCACUCAAGUAAAUCUCCCUGAUCGGCAGGAGAAAAGAAAAUGGGCAAAAACAAGGGUUUUAAAAUAGUCAUCGAGCUAGGUGGACAAGCCCGGGAGUGCUGAUAAAACUGAAAAUGCCACGGAAGAAUUCAAGGGUGAGGUUCUUGGUGCAGGCUGGAGAUGAGGCUCAUCAGCAGGGGGCUCUCUUAGCAGGUGCAGGGACCUGGAUUGAGUCCCCAGCAGUGAAAAGAGGAAGAGAGAAAAAGAAGGAAGAGGAAGGGAGAAAAGAAAAUAUUUAGUGUGAGUAACAAUAAGAGAAGCUUCCAGACUCUUCCCCCUGCUUCCUUCCUACAUAUAUUGGCCAUCUCCCUUCUGUUGGAGUAGGAGAAAGAUGACUUGGUACAUGAAUUGGGGGCUGUGUUUAAUGUCAUCUGUCUUCUGUUUCUCUCAUUACCUUUGUCUUCAGCAUUGCUUCCCCUCCAACCAAGUGGCAGAUUUCCUAAACCCAAAUCACGCCACAGCUCUGUCCUUUUGUGUAUUUGAGCACUGUCCAGACUGUUACCCACUGAACUUCUUCACAAGGUUUGAAUUUCCCCACCAUGUGUAAGAGGUUUCGCCUCAUCACUUCACUGGUGAUUAUUCUCCUGGCACCGGGAAGAGGGCUUGGCUAAUGGCUGCUAUGACUUCGUCUUAAACUUUAGUCAGACUGUCUAGUUAUAUUCUAGCUUUUAGCUAAGGAGUAAAGAAAGCCUGCUCUGGUUUAAUGCUGAAUUCGGCUUGAGCAGCGGACUUGAACAAAGACUGUGAAAUACAUGUCCCAUAAGGUGAGUGCUUGAGUUCUUUAGUGGCAAUCAAUGCCACUGGAUUGUUGUACUUCUGCCAUCCUUUUAGAAUUUUUUAUUUAUUUAUUUUUGUGUGUUAUGGGUGGAUCGAUGUGUGUCUGUGUACCAUGUGCAUGCCUAAGGGCUUGGAGAGGCCAGAAGAAAGAGUCAGAUCCCCCGGAACUACUUUUAAUUGCAGGUAGUUGUGAGCUGCCAUGUGGAUGCUGGGAAGCAAACCUUGGUUCUCUGAAAUCAGUGUUCUUAACUGCUAAGCCAUCCCUCCAGCCAAGCUUCUGCCAUGAUUUUAGAUUAAGCCAUGUGCCAGGCUCUUUAGAAUGUAGAAUAGACUGGAAUUGGGUGACAAUCUCCGCUUUAAAGUUUGAUAUUGAUAACUGCCAAAAUUCUUCUCCAGUUAGUUGUAAAUGAACAUAACAUUCAUGAGAAAAUGAAUUCCGUCUCAUCCUCAUUUUAAUAAUGCCAGAAAUACAUUUCCUCCUUGUUGGUCUAUGUUAUACCAUAAGAAGUGACUUCCUGGACCCAACACUUAUCACUGGAGCACUUCUAUCCCCGGUUUUAGGAAUCUGCCUAUUAACACAUCCACCAAGAGCCUGAGUGUGUAGGAGAUUCACCUCUUUCCAGUAUCCCACAUUCUCCACAGGGAAUGCAUAGCCCAGGCCAGCUGGGGACUGAGGUGAGCAUUGCAAUGGGCUCUUCCCUCUUGACACAAUUCUGUAACUCACAGAAAAGGACACGAUGCACUUCUCUAUCAUAUACAUAUGUAUGUAUGCACACACAUACACAUAUAUGUGCUACACGUGCCUGGGUUAUCCAUCAUUCAGAAAUGGGAGCUAAAUUUAAAAAUGGUUCUUGACAUAUGCAAACUGAACACAUAAUUUAGAAGAAUAAGUACUUUGACUCAGUGUUGCCACAAGUGAACGAGACAGAAUGUUUAUCCUGUUGAGAGAUUUCCCCCCCCCUUCCCCAAAUCAUCUACAGCAAGGCACAGCGACCUUGAUUUCUAGCCAUUCAUUGAGUUUUUAUUCCACGGUUGAAACUGUUCAUUUGCUUCUCCUGUAAAGGGCGGCUUGUGUGUCAGGCUCUAAGAAAGUCAAGCACAGACAGAUAUUUAUCAAUACACUCAGUUUUUCAUUGGUGAAAUAGUAUUUCUAAAGAUCCAGCCAUUUUCUGCUCUCUUUAUCAGAUGAGGGUAUCUGUAGAAUAUUAGACUCUAGCUCCUCUCCAGAAUGACAUAUAUCGUGUACUCUCCUGACCCUAGGCUGGAUAAGGUCAUCCACACUUGACUGGUGUUUCAGGUUUUAAAAUGGUCUAAAAAGAGAAAAUUAAAUUCAGAUUUUUUUAAAAAAAGGAUUUUGGAUUGAUUUUCAAAGCGCUAAUACUAAUUAUACUUUUCUUUGGGUAGUGUGACUCCUCUUAUACCUAAGAACAUAUUACACAUGUCAAAACCAUUGCAUUUUGACAUUGCAAAAACAUGCCUUGAACUCUUGAACUACUGUGAACAGAGUCACUGUUGUAAAGACCUUCUUGGUAAGCUAGCUGAUAAUCUUAAGUACAGAAAAAGCUGCUCCUUCCCACAGACAGGCUCCAAUGAAUGUAUAUAGAGACUGUGAAAAAAAAAUAAAUUGGUUUUUAAAAUAAGAACUGGGUGAUAAGUUGUAUCCAAAAUGUGCAGAUGGGAAUUGUAGUGUGUAGCUGGGUUUUCCUUGUUGAUGGUUGAGCAGAGUUCCAGAGUCAUUCAGAAACGUCCCAGAAACAUUCAGAUGUUUCAUGAAUUUCGAAUCUGUGAACAUAUGCAUUUGAUAGUAAUAUAUACUUAUAUUGUUUAGAAAUAAUCAUAUUUUAGAACUUAGUACAUGCUCAGCGAUAGCCUUCAUACCAAACGUUUAACUUUGCCAACAGCAAGUCAUAAAAGUAUUUAUUUUAAAGCUUGUUAAUAUUAUUGCAUAACUUCCUGCUGCCUCCAGGUGUACAUACUUCUCUGCCUAAAUGUUAUAUUUUUAUGUAUGCAUUUUCGGAAAGCAUAUUGUUUUGUAAAGUGGCAAAGACAAUAAAUGAAGCACUCCUUGCACUUGUUUCUGUAAAGCAUAAAGAACUCUAUUUUAAAUAAAAGAAAAUGUGUCA
Molecule: messenger RNA, 8897 nt
Organism: Alexandromys fortis (reed vole)
Lineage: Eukaryota; Metazoa; Chordata; Mammalia; Rodentia; Cricetidae
Gene: Acvr1c
Product: activin A receptor type 1C
Exons: 9
Coding region: 201-1682 (493 amino acids)
Biological process (GO): nervous system development; activin receptor signaling pathway; protein phosphorylation
Cellular component (GO): activin receptor complex; plasma membrane
Molecular function (GO): ATP binding; activin receptor activity, type I
Source: RefSeq, a predicted model, not a curated record